This is a messenger RNA of Oncorhynchus nerka (sockeye salmon), 2331 nucleotides long. RefSeq names its product dentin sialophosphoprotein-like. The annotation marks the transcript as partial. The record is from RefSeq and is a predicted model, not a curated record. The transcript has a single exon. NCBI's taxonomy places the organism in Eukaryota, Metazoa, Chordata, Actinopteri, Salmoniformes, Salmonidae.
AUGUGGAUACUGUCCAAUGAUGGUGAUGAUAGUGAUGGUGAUGAUGAUGAUGAUAAUGAUGAUGAUAGUGAUGAUAAUGAUAGUGGUGAUGAUGACAGUGGUGAUAGUGGUGAUGGUGAUAGUGGUGAUGAUGAUGAUAGUGAUGAUGAUGAUGAUGAUGAUAGUGAUGAUGAUGAUAGUGGUGAUGAUGAUAGUGGUGAUGAUGAUGAUAGUGGUGAUGAUGAUGAUAGUGAUGAUGAUGAUAGUGGUGAUGAUGAUGAUAGUGGUGAUAGUGAUGAUGGUGAUAGUGGUGAUGAUGAUGAUAGUGAUGAUGAUGAUAGUGGUGAUGAUGAUGAUAGUGAUGAUGAUGAUAGUGGUGAUAGUGAUGAUGGUGAUGAUGAUGAUAGUGAUGAUGAUGAUGAUAGUGGUGAUGAUGAUGAUAUUGACGAUAAUGAUAGUGAUGAUAGUGAUGAUAGUGAUGAUGAUGAUAGUGAUGAUAAUGAUAGUGAUGAUAGUGAUGAUGAUGAUAGUGAUGAUAAUGAUAGUGGUGAUGAUGAUAGUGGUGAUAGUGGUGAUAGUGAUGAUAGUGAUGAUAAUGAUAGUGGUGAUGAUGAUGAUAGUGGUGAUGAUGAUGAUAUUGACGAUAAUGAUAGUGGUAAUGAUGAUAGUGAUGAUAAUGAUAGUGGUGAUAGUGAUGAUGAUGGUGGUGAUAGUGAUGAUGAUGAUAGUGGUAAUGAUGAUGAUAGUGGUGAUGAUGAUAGUGUUGAUGAUGAUGAUAGUGAUGAUGAUGAUAGUGGUGAUGAUGAUGAUAGUGGUAAUGAUGAUGAUAGUGGUGAUGAUGAUAGUGUUGAUGAUGAUGAUAGUGAUGAUAGUGAUGAUGAUGAUGAUAAUGAUAGUGGUGCUGAUGAUGAUAGUGAUGAUAAUGAUAGUGGUGAUGAUGGUAGUAGUGAUGGUGAUGAUAGUGGUGAUGAUGAUAAUGGUGAUGAUGAUGAUGAUGAUGAUGAUGAUGAUGAUAGUGGUGAUGAUGAUAGUGGUGAUGAUGAUGAUAGUGAUGAUAAUGAUAGUGGUGAUAGUGUUGAUGAUGAUGAUAGUGGUAAUGAUGAUAGUGAUGAUGAUGAUGAUAGUGAUGAUAAUGAUAGUGGUGAUGAUAAUGAUAGUGGUGAUAGUGAUGAUAAUGAUAGUGGUGAUAGUGUUGAUGAUGAUGAUAGUGUUGAUAAUGAUAGUGGUGAUAGUGUUGAUGAUGAUGAUAGUGGUAAUGAUGAUAGUGAUGAUGAUAGUGAUGAGGAUGAUGAUAGUGAUGAUAAUGAUAGUGGUGAUAGUGUUGAUGAUGAUGAUGAUAGUGGUAAUGAUGAUAGUGAUGAUGAUAGUGGUAAUGAUGAUAGUGAUGAUGAUGAUGAUAGUGGUGAUGAUAAUGAUAGUGGUGAUAGUGUUGAUGAUGAUGAUAGUGGUAAUGAUGAUAGUGAUGAUGAUGAUGAUAGUGAUGAGGAUGAUGAUAGUGAUGAUAAUGAUAGUGGUGAUAGUGUUGAUGAUGAUGAUAGUGGUAAUGAUGAUAGUGAUGAUGAUGAUGAUAGUGAUGAUGAUGAUGAUAGUGAUGAUAAUGAUAGUGGUGAUGAUAAUGAUAGUGAUGAUAGUGAUGAUAAUGAUAGUGGUGAUAGUGUUGAUGAUGAUAAUGGUGAUGAUGGUGAUGAUGAUAGUGAUGAUGAUGAUAGUGGCAACGAUGAUGAUGAUGAUGAUGACAGUGUUGAUAGUGAUGAUGACAGCGAUGAUAGCAAUGAUGAUAGUGAUGCUGAUGAUAUUGAUAGUGAUGAUAAUGAUGAUGAUAGUAAUGAUAGCAAUGAUGAUAGUGACAAUGAUGAUAGUGACAAUGAUGAUAGUGACGAUAGUGACGAUGACAAUAGUGACGAUGAUGAUAGUGAUGAUAGUGACGAUGAUGAUAGUGACGAUAGUGACGAUGAUGAUAGUGAUGAUAGUGAUGAUAGUGACGAUGAUGAUAGUGACGAUGAUGAUAGUGACGAUGAUGAUAGUGACGAUGAUGAUAGUGACAAUGAUGAUAGUGACGAUGAUGAUAGUGACGAUGAUGAUAGUGACGAUAGUGACAAUGAUGAUAGUGACGAUGAUGAUAGUGGUGAUGACAGUGAUGAUAGUGACGAUGAUGAUAGUGACGAUGAUGAUAGUGACGAUGAUGAUAGUGACGAUGAUGAUAUUGACAAUGAUGAUAGUGACGAUGAUGAUAGUGACGAUGAUGAUAGUGACGAUAGUGACAAUGAUGAUAGUGACGAUGAUGAUAGUGGUGAUGAUAGUGACGAUGAUGAUGAUAGUGAUGAUGAUGAUAAUAUAAACCCUGUUUGUCUC